This is a messenger RNA of Letharia columbiana, 1602 nucleotides long. RefSeq lists its product as uncharacterized. The transcript has a single exon. Gene Ontology annotation, cellular component: RNA polymerase II transcription regulator complex; nucleus. Lineage: Eukaryota; Fungi; Ascomycota; Lecanoromycetes; Lecanorales; Parmeliaceae. Gene Ontology annotation, molecular function: transcription cis-regulatory region binding; DNA-binding transcription activator activity, RNA polymerase II-specific. The record is from RefSeq and is a predicted model, not a curated record. The coding region runs from base 1 to 1602 and encodes 533 amino acids.
AUGGCAACCAGUUCCCCUCACGUUCUCACCCCAUCCGCAUCCUCCACAACCAACAAACCUCUAGCACCCAUGCCAGGCACAUCUUACCCGCCCACGAUCUCCAUGAACAAAGAAUGGGUCCUUCCACCAAAACCUAAGCCUGGCCGAAAGCCGGCAGUCGACACGCCGCCUACCAAACGGAAAGCGCAGAACAGAGAAGCUCAGCGCGCUUUUCGGGAAAGAAGAGCCGCUAAGGUUAGCGAAUUGGAAGAUCAGAUGAAGGUGAGGGACGAAGAAGAUCAGAAAGAGCAGGAGAAGUUGGUGGCCUGCGUCAAGCAGCUAGAGCAUUGUUUGGAUGAUUGUACUGAGAAGCUUAUGUACUGGCGGGAAAAGUACGUUGGGAUGGAAGACGCUUAUGAAAGGGAAAGACAGCUACGGCAGAGUGCGGAGAUGGAAAUUGAGAUGCUGAGGAAGGGGAUGGCAGAUGGGACGGGGGCUGUUGCGUUGCCACCAAGGCGGCCUGUACAGAAUGGAUACAUGGCGGAGCCAGCACCUGGAGUUCAAGAUUGCACCACAGCGACGGAGCUUAGUGCAAUAGGUUGUGGCAAGUGUAGCUUGGAGACAAAGUGCCAGUGCAUAGACGAGGCGUUCGACAUGGACAACGUGGUAGCUGAGCCAGAUGUUCCAAGAUUCAAACGCCCGCAUUCGCCCCAAUCCCACACAGACAACAAGCGCCGUCAACUAUCGAACCCCGAUACCAGCUCGGAGAUCGACUUCACAGCGCAAUUCUCCACCCGGCGCCCUCCGAACCUUACAACCUCCGCCUCGACCUCAUCCUCCAUAGCAGCGACAGUACUGCCAGACCCUUGCGGCUUCUGUUCAGAUGGCACGACCUGCCUCUGCGCCGAACUAGCUAAUGAGCGCCCAGACCGCGCUCUCAAAUCUCCAGCAUCUACCUUGCCUACGCCACCGGAAACAGCAACAAGCAACACCAGCACCUCAAACCCCUGCAUCAACGGCCCAGGAACCUGCACCCAAUGCCGCUCCAACCCAACCAGCACACUCUUCUGCAAAUCUCUCGCUGUCACCAGACCUAUAAACCCUGACCCACUCUUUUCCGCAACGACCAAUACCACCGACCAAGCAACAACCCGAGGCUCCACCCUCAAAUGCGCCGACGCCUUCACAGUCUUAAGCCGCCACCCUGGCUUCGACCAAGCAACUUCUGAACUAACCACUUGGAUACCUCACCUCUCAACCGUCCCCUCCGCAACUACAGCCUUCGACGUCGAAGCCGCCUCCGUAAUGGGCGUGCUCAAGCUGUUCGAUCGACGCUUUGGCAACACAGGCAAAGCCGAACCGACGAGCUCCAAAGACGUAUCUAGCGACCGGCUGGUUCGCAUCCCCGUCCAGGCUUCCCAGGGCGGAGGAGGAGGAGGUGCUUUGUAUGAAGCUUUUACGACUAGGGAAGAUAGGGGAGGAAAUAAGAUUGGGAAGCACGGUACGAGAGACGGGAAUUGGAUUGCUUAUGCGCCUGGUAUUCAGACGAGAGGGAAACUGGGGAGGCCGAGGAUCGAGGAUGGAAUAUGGCCUGAGGAUUCACGACGGGAGCAGGGGGAGUAG